GAUUGUUCUUUGUCCGGUCUAGAAUGAUGUAGACAUACAUUGUGAUACGUAGGCAUACAAAAGAUGAGAGGAAGACCAGGGGUGGACUGACAAGUUAUGGGGCCCCCGGGCAAUAAGAGAUCAUGGGGCCCCUGUGUCCUCGCCCACACUCAAAGGACACCCAAAAAAGCGUAUAAAAGGUACCAGGGGCAUCUCAUGGGGCCCCCUACUGACCCCGGGCCCUCGGGCAGUGCCCCAGUUUCCAAA
Messenger RNA from Staurois parvus, 246 nucleotides. Lineage: Eukaryota; Metazoa; Chordata; Amphibia; Anura; Ranidae. The record is from the annotation of a GenBank genome assembly.